Molecule: messenger RNA, 467 nt
Organism: Emiliania huxleyi CCMP1516
Lineage: Eukaryota; Haptophyta; Isochrysidales; Noelaerhabdaceae
Exons: 2
Coding region: 13-261 (82 amino acids)
Source: RefSeq, a predicted model, not a curated record
CGGGUUCGCGGCAUGCCAUCUCGAUCAAAGCGAGCACGCGGUGCCUCGAGCUCUUGCUCUGUGCGUAUCGACAGCAGUCUCGACCCCAUCCCCGAGGCUGACUGGGGGACAAUCGCAUGGGACCUCGACGCGCUCGCCCUCUCACUCUCGUGCCUCGACGGCGUGCACCCCGACUACCUUGCUGACCUCCGUGCUCUCGAGAGCCCGCGCUCGGACGCUGCGGAGGCGUCCGAGGAUCUGACGGAGUCCAGUGACCAUUAGUUUUGACACGCUAGUGGGUACGGUAUUAGAGGCGGCCUGCUAGUUCGUCCUCGCGCAAUUUGUGUACUGCCCCAUGUCCGUGGCACGUUAGGAGGACAUCGCAUGGUCCUACAUACGUGGUACUGUAUACUGUCACCCUCGGCUCACAUAGUUCGUUUGCCGUGCGUGUCUAUCCGUUUAUUGGCCACAACAUUAACAGGAGUACC